Messenger RNA from Sungouiella intermedia, 1104 nucleotides. Lineage: Eukaryota; Fungi; Ascomycota; Pichiomycetes; Serinales; Metschnikowiaceae. The record is from the annotation of a GenBank genome assembly.
AUGUUGAGGCACAUAUCCAGACGUUCGGCCUCGGUGGCCAGAUUGCCCUCCGUGUUCACUUCUCGCACAUUCGCUGCAUCAUACCACGUUGCCCAGUUGGAUAAGUCCUUGGGCACUAAGUACGAUUCGCUCUCCGAUUACGGAAGCUACAAGAACAGCAUUUUCACCCACAGAUUGCCAGAGUCCACUGCUCAGCAGUCGCCUCCUUUGGCUGCCUUGCACUCAAGAUUGAGACUUCCUGAGUCUUACUCGCAUUCCACCUUGUCGCAGGCGUUGAACUUGGACAAGUUCACUGGUUUGGCCAACAACUUUGGUCUCAACACCUUGGGUAAGAACUUGUUGUCAUAUUAUGUUUCUGAGCAUUUAUUAAUGAAGUACCCUCGUCUCCCUAUGGCUGUGCACAACGCUGCCGUGGAUGCCUACAUGGGCCCCGAGACGUUGGCUCAGGUUGGUAAGGCUUGGGGUAUUGAGGUGGAUAUCACCUCCAAAUUACAGAAACACCUCUCGCAGGAGCCAGAGAGCUUGCAGUACGGAAAGUUAAGAUUCCUUUCUGACGAUGUCAAAGAGCAGAUCAACGAGUCGGGAGUCCAAGAGUUGUCUGCUGAGGAAUUAUCCACAGUCGAUGCCUCCAACAAAUUCUUGUCCAGAGAGCAGGACGCUUACGCCUCUGCUGUGCGUGCCAUCAUCGGUGGAUUAUACUCACAUGUUGGCGAAGAGGGUACUAAAACCUUCAUUGAUGCACACAUCUUAUCUCGUAAGGUGCCAUUGACCGAGAUGUUCCAGUUUAGCAAGCCUACCAGAGAGUUGGCCAGAUUAUGCGACAAAUUGGAGCUUGAAGAUCCACUCGAAGUCAGACUCAUUGCUGAGACCGGAAGAUUGUCCGCACAUGCUAUCUACGUCGCUGGUGCAUUUUCUGGAGGGAACAAGUUGGGAGAAGGUGUGGGAUCUUCGUUGAACGAGGCCAAGACCAGAGCGGUGGUCAAUGCAUUGUUGUCCUACUACUUGUACACACCGGUGGGCGAGCAGGGAACUGCUGUGAAGGUUCCUAGCGAGGACAACUAUAAGUUUGAGGGCAUUGUGGGUCUGGGAGACGUUGCGAUCUGA